AUGAUAACAUACAUUGUAUCUAUUUUAAGUAUCGUUUUUGUAGUUAGUUUUGCGGGGUUUUCUUCUAAGCCCUCUCCUAUCUACGGAGGUUUAGUCUUGAUUGUUAGUGGGGGUGUAGGGUGUGGUAUUGUGUUAAGCUUUGGAGGAUCUUUUUUGGGUUUAAUGGUCUUUUUAAUUUAUUUAGGGGGUAUACUUGUAGUGUUCGGGUACACUACGGCCAUAGCCACUGAGCAAUAUCCUGAGGUUUGACUUUCUAAUAAGGCUGUACUAGGUGCAUUUAUUGUAGGUCUGUUGUCUGAGUUACUGGCUGUUUGUUAUAUUUUAAAGGAUGAUGAAGCCGAGGUAGUAUUUAAGUUUAAUGGAAUAGGAGAUUGGGUGAUUUAUGACACAGGGGAUUCAGGAUUUUUUAGUGAAGAGGCUAUGGGAAUUGCAGCUUUAUAUAGUUAUGGUACUUGAUUAGUUAUUGUUACUGGAUGAUCUCUCCUUAUUGGUGUAUUGGUAAUUAUGGAAGUCACUCGUGGAAAUUAA
Messenger RNA from Ailuropoda melanoleuca (giant panda), 528 nucleotides. Lineage: Eukaryota; Metazoa; Chordata; Mammalia; Carnivora; Ursidae. The record is from the annotation of a RefSeq genome assembly.